Messenger RNA from Sardina pilchardus (European sardine), 1058 nucleotides. It is a transcript of the gene c2h14orf119, whose product is annotated as chromosome 2 C14orf119 homolog. NCBI's taxonomy places the organism in Eukaryota, Metazoa, Chordata, Actinopteri, Clupeiformes, Clupeidae. The coding region runs from base 195 to 731 and encodes 178 amino acids. The record is from RefSeq and is a predicted model, not a curated record. The transcript is spliced from 3 exons.
CGGAGCUGUCUAUCGAUAAACCGGAGGCAGCUCCUUCACUGUUUAUGAGAUAGCUGUGGGUAGUGUUAGCAGCUAACAACUAUUGUUAGCUCUCCUUAUUCAUAGUUUAGCCUUCUGCCACUGGUAAUCUUCGUGGAAUGCUGGCAGGAAGACUUCUCCGAAGGUAGAAGGUAGAUCAAUGAAUACUUAAUAAGAUGUCCUGGUUUGCUCAUGUGCGUCAAGAUCUUAUUCAACAGCCAUCAACGGUGACCCCUCCUUUUGAGACAGCAGAACAUAAUAGGAUUUAUUCGUCGCCAUCGUCUUCUGCGGAUUUUCCAAAUGCUCCACUUGACUUUAAACCACCCUCCUUGGUAGAUUUGGCGUGUACCCCCCUUGGAUCCGGGUCGGGGAGGGUAUCCCCUCCUCUUUCGUAUGUAACUCUUCAGGAGCAGCGCUGUGUAUUGAGCUGGUUUCUGGGAUGGGGACCUACUCAAAGACAGCAUUUUCUGGAGGACCUCAUAGCCAAAGCUGUGCCUGGAAAAGUGUGCAGUCUAUUGGAGCAACUUACUACAAUGGAGGUAAAGGACCGGGUCCCUAACAUCUUUGAGUGCCAGCUCCGGUUAUGGACGCAAUGGUUUGAGUCUUGGACUGAGGAGGAGAGAAACUCCUUCAUCAAUUGCCUAGAGGAGAGAGACCCCAUCUUUGUUGCCCACUUCUAUAGAGGGGUGGCAGGCACAGCUGGGAGGAACUGAACCAUUAUUUUUAAGCCAUUAUCAGCCAGGCUUUAGCUUUCUGUUGACAGUGGAUAAUUGCAAACCACAAUCUUCUGCAUUAACUCUUGCAGCAUUGCUACUUUUUAUGUAGACUACUUCAACAAAAAAAAUGUCAGAGCUAUUGAGAAGGUGUAUAAUGUCAUGGACCAGAAGAUAAGGUGUGAAACGUUUAGGUCAGGGUGCUAUGCUUUUUAUAUCGUAGUCCUGAAAAAUGGAUUAGGAAUUAUAGCAUUGUUAUACCUACUGAUUUUUCAAUUAUGUCUAACUAUGUGAAAAGAAUUUAUAAUAAAGACAGCCAAAAGCAAA